AUGUCAGCCCAAACCAUUCCUGUCACUUUUAGCGAUAUUGGCAAGUCAGCCAAUGAUCUUUUGAGCAAAGACUUUCCCGUAGGGCUUAAACUUGAGGCUAAAACAAACACUAAUACUGGAGUGACAUUUACUGUUAAUGGACAUAGAGAUGCAAAGACUGGCAAUAUUCAUGGUGAUCUCAAAACCAAAUAUACUUAUCCAAAGAAUGGCGUAACUUUUACUGGGUCCUGGACGACUAGUAAUCACCUGAAUGGACAGCUUGAACUUGAAAAUAAUGUCGCUAAAGGAUUAAAAUUAGAUAUUGUCACUCAAUUGCAACCGGCAAUCGGUCAAAGAAACGCUAAGGCAGGCGUGAUCUUUAAACAGCCAGGAUUUCAUUCGAAAUUUUAUAUCGAUCUAUUUAAAGGACCAAUAUUCUAUGGUGAUGCUGUGAUUGGACAUGAAGGAUUUGUACUUGGUGGUGAAGGAUCUUAUGAUGUCCUGGAUGGAAAACUAACUCGUUUUGGCGUAGCGGCAGGCUAUAAUGCUCCUGAAUAUAGCAUUGCCUUACGUACUUCAAACUCAUUGAAUAGUUAUACAGCCGCCGCUUAUCAUCGUGUUCAACCUGACAUUGAAGUUGGCGCGAAGAUCCAUUGGGACGCUGCUACUAAUAAUAACAGCAAUAAUAAUGUGACUCUUGAGACUGGUGUUAAAUAUUCAUUGGAUCGUGAUACUUUUAUUAAGUCAAGGAUUGAUAAUUUUGGACGUCUUGGAUUAUCCUACACUCAAAAUCUCAGACCUGGUGUCAAGAUUUCUAUGGGUGGAAUUGUUGAAACGUCUCGUCUUAAUGAAAAUGUUCAUCGCUUUGGAAUCUCUCUUAAUCUGGAAUCUUAG
Messenger RNA from Ambispora leptoticha, 873 nucleotides. The record is from the annotation of a GenBank genome assembly. Lineage: Eukaryota; Fungi; Glomeromycota; Glomeromycetes; Archaeosporales; Ambisporaceae.